Parasteatoda tepidariorum (common house spider) is the source of this 1166-nucleotide messenger RNA. The record is from RefSeq and is a predicted model, not a curated record. NCBI's taxonomy places the organism in Eukaryota, Metazoa, Arthropoda, Arachnida, Araneae, Theridiidae.
UUACGUAAUUUUCUCUUCAUUCUAUAGAUGGGCCUACACCACCAGAGAAGUCUACAACACCAGAAAUGACUACAACACCAGAGAUGUCUACGACACCAGAGAUGUCUACAACACCAGAGAUGUCUACAACACCAGAGAUGUCUACGACACCAGAGAUGUCUACAACGCCAGAGAUGUCUACAACACCAGAGAUGUCUACAACACCAGAGAUGUCUACAACACCAGAAAUGUCUACAACACCAGAGAUGUCUACAACACCAGAGAUGUCUACAACGCCAGAAAUGUCUACAACAACAGAGAUGUCUACAACACCAGAGAUGUCUACAACACCAGAAAUGUCUACAACACCAGAGAUGUCUACAACACCAGAGAUGUCAACAACACCAGAGAUGUCUACAACACCAGAGAUGUCUACAACUCCAGAGAUGUCUACAACACCAGAAAUGACAACAACGCCUGAGAUGUCUACUACCCCAGAAAUGUCUACUACACCUGAAAUGUCUACUACUCCUGAAAUGUCUACUACACCCGAAAUGUCUACUACACCUGAAAUGUCUACUACACCCGAAAUGUCUACUACACCCGAAAUGUCUACUACACCUGAGAUGUCUACUACUCCAGAAAUGUCUACUACCCCCGAAAUGUCAACUACACCUGAAAUGUCCACAACACCCGAAAUGUCAACUACACCCGAAAUGUCUACAACUCCCGAAAUGUCUACAACACCCGAAAUGUCAACUACACCCGAAAUGUCCACAACACCCGAAAUGUCAACUACACCCGAAAUGUCUACAACUCCCGAAAUGUCUACCACACCCGAAAUGUCUACAACUCCCGAAAUGUCAACUACACCCGAAAUGUCUACAACUCCCGAAAUGUCUACAACUCCCGAAAUGUCUACAACACCCGAAAUGUCUACAACUCCCGAAAUGUCUACAACACCCGAAAUGUCUACAACUCCCGAAAUGUCUACAACUCCCGAAAUGUCUACAACACCCGAAAUGUCUACAACUCCCGAAAUGUCAACUACACCCGAAAUGUCAACGACUCCUGAAAUGUCUACAACUCCAGAUAACACUAUUUUACGUAUACUUGCUAUCACAAAUGUAUUGGUUUAUUUCAGUUUUGAACGUAUUGUUAUACAUUUUGAAACUAAAUACAAAUAA